This is a messenger RNA of Dicentrarchus labrax (European seabass), 737 nucleotides long. RefSeq names its product V-set domain-containing T-cell activation inhibitor 1-like. The record is from RefSeq and is a predicted model, not a curated record. Bases 74 to 715 code for a protein of 213 amino acids. The transcript has 4 exons. Lineage: Eukaryota; Metazoa; Chordata; Actinopteri; Moronidae.
AGUUCAUUCGUGAUCGGAGAGAGUUCAGCUGUACCGUGUAUUUCUUUCAUCUUAAUCUUUCACACAGUGUGACAUGAGCUCUCUGAGAUCCACUGUGUCUGUUCUUCAUCCAGAGAUCAUGAUGGACUUCUUUAUUGUGGCUUUGCUUUCUUCUCUCCCUGCGGUGGGGGUUACAGUUACAGUAACAGUCGGUGAUAACGCCAUCCUGCCAUGUUACCUGGAGCCUCCAUUCAAUGUGAGGACUCUAACGGUGGAGUGGAAACGUGAUGGACAAUCUAUCCAUGUCUGGCGACAAGGGAAGGACUAUCUAGAUCCUCAGGAUGAGAACUUCAGAGGUAGAACAUCUGUCUUCCAUGAAGAAAUGAUCAGAGGAAACAUUUCACUAAAACUGACCAACGUAACUGAACUGGAUGCUGGAAGUUACACCUGUAAUGUUCCCAAACUGCAAAGUCAGGUCAGGAGAGGCUUCAUUAACCUCACUGUUGAGCCAGUGGAGAACGGGAACAAAGAAAGUCAAACUGGUGAUAUCAACACAGAGCCAGGUAAGUGCUGUCUUUACUGCAGUCCACAAUGUACACAGAUAUCACUCCUGUUUCUCUCCUCCUUACAAUAUGAACCUGAGAAUGAGCAUAAUAUGACCUCUUUAACCUCAAAAGUAAUCAGAGCAAUUCUGAAUGUAAUGCUUCAUUUGACAGGAUGCCAUUCUAACAAAUAAUGAACUCAUUCAUCAUCUCAGA